Molecule: messenger RNA, 1643 nt
Organism: Psylliodes chrysocephalus
Lineage: Eukaryota; Metazoa; Arthropoda; Insecta; Coleoptera; Chrysomelidae
Source: the annotation of a GenBank genome assembly
CAUAUUUGUGAUAUUUGUCAAACGAUUAGCAUUAAUCAGCUUUUUGUUUAAAUAAUAUAUUUGUAUUUGUACUUGUACUUUAUUGUCGGUAAUGGUUUUUUAUUGUAAAUGAAAUAUUUAUUAAUUCUUUGAAAUACAUACAAACUGAAAAACCAUGACUGACAAAACUCCUGAUGAAGGAAACAAUAUCCCACUCACUGAUAGUUCGCUUGUAGUGGACAUAUCGGAUGCUCUUAGUGAAAAAGAUAAAGUUAAGUUUACUGUACAUACUCGUACAACAAUAAAAAAUUUUCAAAAACCGGAAUUCUUGGUAGUUCGGCAACACGAAGAAUUUAUUUGGCUUCAUGAUCGUUAUGAAGAAGAACCAAAAUAUGCAGGAUAUAUUAUUCCACCACCACCGCCCCGUCCAAAUUUUGAUGCCUCCCGUGAAAAAUUACAACGCCUUGGUGAAGGAGAGGGUACAAUGACCAAAGAAGAAUUUACCAAAAUGAAGCAGGAAUUAGAAGCUGAAUAUUUGGCUACAUUCAAAAAAACUGUCGCAAUGCAUGAAGUUUUCCUAACUCGUUUGGCUAGUCAUUCCGUAUUUAAAGAAGAUCCUCAUCUUCAUGUAUUUCUUGAAUACGAUCAGGAUUUGUGCGCUCGUCCAAAAGGGAAACUCAAACAGUUAGGAGGUUUAAUUAAAUCUGUUGGUACAACAACCGACCAAUAUUAUUUGAAUGCUACAGUUAGAGAUGUCAAUGACUUUUUCGAGCAACAGAUGAAUUCAUUAACAGAAUAUUACAACCAAUUAAAAGAUGCUACGUAUCGUACAGAUAAGAUGACAGAGAAGCACAAAGAACUUGCUGAUAGUUAUAUUAAAAUAUCAGGAGGAUUAGUACAAUUAGCUCAUAAUGACAAUGGGCGACUGGAUAAAUAUUUGUCAAGAGUUUCUGAUUCAUUUGAGAAAGUUAGAAAAUUAGAAAGCCGUGUCGCUAGCGAUCAGGAUCUAAAACUAGCUGAUACUUUGAGAUAUUAUAUGAGAGACAGCCAAGCUGCCAGGGCCUUACUUGUGAGAAGAUUAAGAUGUUUAGCAAAUUAUGAAAAUGCUAACAAAACGCUUGAAAAAGCUCGACACAAAAAUAAAGAUAUUCAUGCCGCUGAAACGGCGCAAUCAGUUGCUUGUGAGCAUUUUGAAUCAAUAUCUGCCCAAGCCAAAGAGGAGUUAUUAGAUUUUAAAACUAGGAGGCUUCAUGCUUUUCGAAAGAGUUUGAUUGAAUUGGCUGAAUUAGAAAUAAAGCAUGCUCGUAGUCAACACGAUUUAUUGAAAAAAUCCAUUUCUAAUCUUAAUGAUUUACUUUGAGCCAUUUUUGCUCAAUUUUUGUAUGUAUUCAUAUCAAAAUAUUUGUUUUCUGAGCUGGUCUAUUUAAGAUUCUGAAUUAGCAUAAUGUAUUUUUUAGGAAACUACGUUUUGAAAUAUCUAUUUUUAUAUUCUUUCAUUUAAGUAUUUACAGCUUGUUUUGCGUGUAACUUUUUUUUAAAUACACCAGAAUCGGAUAAUUCAAAGAUUCCAGUUUAUGUUUUGGUUAUUUCAUAUAUUAUAUAAAAAAAAGUAUAUAUAUAAUUAUUGUAUGUUUAUAUUAAAAUAAAAGUUUAUAUUUAUGUAA